CUCUAAGAUUUCACCAGACUCACGUACACAGACAUCGGGCUAAUUGUUGCCAUGUCUAAUUCCCUGAAGGGACCCUGAGAUUCAAAUCCACAGCUAUACACCUUCGCAUCGUGCACUACAAGCCUCAAUGGCUACAUCUACCGACCGAAAGGUCUCCGUGAGCCGCCCUCGGCCAACCCCUUCACGAAUACAAGACCUUGCUGCGACGCCUGAAUCACCUCGUACACCUCUCCUCCGCUCGACUUCCUCCAUAUACGGGUCUCCAGGAGGCAGCUUUCGAUCCGAAGAGGAAUACAUAGUUCUUGAGCUGGGCUCCCGAUACUUGCGAGGUGGUUUCCCAGGGGAAAGUGCACCAAGAUGCACAUUGAACUUCGGCCCAGAUCAGCAGCGAAGAGUAGGAGACUAUCGGCAGUGGAACCCAGAGUAUGCCUCUAAGCGCAGGAAACGGAAACGAGGCGAAGAGUGGGGACGAGAGUACGAACUGUAUCGAAUGGACCUGAGGGAUGAGGAUUUGGGUUUGAUCGAGGACAAAUUUGAGAGAGCCAUGCGGGAGGCCCACAACAAAUACUUCUUGCUGGACCCCAAGCCACGUCGAGUGCUGCUUGCGCUGCCGCCUCUUAUGCCCCGUGAACUGCUGUCAACGUUUCUGUCAGUUCUAUUCACCAAUUUUCAGGCGCCAAGUGUUACGCUUUUGUCGUCGCCAAUACUGUCAGCCGUCGCUGCCGGCUUACGGUCGGCAUUGGUGAUAGAUAUGGGCUGGGCAGAAACUACAAUCACUGGCGUGUACGAGUUUCGGGAGGUACAUCAGCGCCGAAGCAUACGAGCGGGAAAGUAUUUAAGCGAAGAGAUGGCUAAAAUGCUCAACGAAGAGCUUGCUAAAAGGGGCAUUGCAACUCCUGGAGACGACAUUACUUUCGAAGAAGCAGAAGAAGUGCUCUCGCGAGUGGGCUGGUGCGACACGCUUGAUGAAAAGACCUCAAAUGGCGAGGAUGAGUUUGUAGAUGCCCCCGAAGAGCUACCCGAUCCAUCGAUUUCGAUUCCUUUUCCACUCGCAAUUCCUCCAACUACUCUCACCUUACCUUUCUCAGCACUCUCGUCACCCGCAGAGACGGCUAUAUUCGCUUCGGCCACCCCACUUCAUGACUUCGACGACCACGACCUCCCAUUGCACAUUCUCGCGUACCGUGCCCUUCUCUCACUUCCAAUAGACGUCCGCAAGGUCUGCAUGUCUCGCAUCAUCAUCACAGGAGGCGUGUCCAACCUCCCUGGUCUCAAGACCCGCCUCCUCAAGGAAGUCGACAAGCUUGUCCAGCAAAAGCGAUGGGACAACGUAAAAUCAUAUGGGUCGGCAAAUGAAAAGCACGAGCGUCUCAUUCGGGAGCGACAGCAACGGCUACAAGCACGUACAUCAGAUUCUACGAAAGUGGCCGACACUACAGACCCGGAUAUCGAGUCUACGCCCGUGCUUGCAGGCCUUGCGGAGCCGGAAACGGACCCUAUCGCAGACAAACUCGCUCAUCUAAAUAUGAAGAUGAUACCCACUGCAACUAACAUUGGGGGAGUGAUUCGAGGGGUCGAGUCACUGGGAGCUUGGGCUGGUGCAUCGCUCAUCGCUCAGAUGCGUGUGAAAGGAAUCGUCGAGAUUGAACGGGACAAAUUCUUGCAGCACGGGCUACAAGGGGCCAGUCGAGAGAAGGAAAUCAGUGUUGUUCCACAACGGCAGAGCAUGGGUCCUGGGAUGCGGCCUGGUGCAGGAGAUAGAGGAAGCUGGACGCUUGGUGUGUGGGCUUAACGAGAGAUGGAACUCGCCUAAGAUUCUGUGUUUCAUGAGCGGAUAGUUGUAGCUAGAUAUACCCCAUGGCUCCUGUACCACGACCUGUGAUCAACGGAGUGAUAGAAGUAAAUUCAGAUACUCGUUUGUGACUCUGAUACAAACAUUUGGUG
Molecule: messenger RNA, 1944 nt
Organism: Mytilinidion resinicola
Lineage: Eukaryota; Fungi; Ascomycota; Dothideomycetes; Mytilinidiales; Mytilinidiaceae
Product: actin-like ATPase domain-containing protein
Exons: 1
Coding region: 128-1792 (554 amino acids)
Biological process (GO): microtubule-based movement
Source: RefSeq, a predicted model, not a curated record